AUGGGUCUCGAACGCCUGGCUGAUCGCGAACUGGGACAUCUCGCAGGCCAGCCCGCGGCCCCACGCCUGGGGCGUGAUGCGGUAGUACAGGAAGAGGCCCGCAUGGCCGGCGACCCUGCGGUGCAUGAGCCCGCCGAAGCCGAUCAGGCGCUCGGGUUGGUCGCGCUCCGCGAUCGCCCAGUGGCCGAAGCCGCGAGCCUGCCAGUGGUCGAUCCAGCCUUGCAGCUGCGCCUCGACAGCCGGGCGGCCCUGCGGCGUGGCGGCCGCGCAGAACCGGUUCACGGCCGGGUCGGCGUGCAGGGCCAGGAGCGUAUCCAGAUCGUUGUCCCGCGGGGGCCGCAGGACCAGGCGGCGAGUGACCAGGGCAGCCGGUACGGCGGCGGCGGACUCGCUGAACUCAGACGGGACCAUGAAAAGCGGAACUCGGUGGAAACCCUAGGAGGGUAG
Ostertagia ostertagi is the source of this 447-nucleotide messenger RNA. The record is from the annotation of a GenBank genome assembly. NCBI's taxonomy places the organism in Eukaryota, Metazoa, Nematoda, Chromadorea, Rhabditida, Trichostrongylidae.